Exophiala viscosa is the source of this 1487-nucleotide messenger RNA. RefSeq lists its product as uncharacterized. The record is from RefSeq and is a predicted model, not a curated record. NCBI's taxonomy places the organism in Eukaryota, Fungi, Ascomycota, Eurotiomycetes, Chaetothyriales, Herpotrichiellaceae. The transcript has a single exon. Bases 129 to 1289 code for a protein of 386 amino acids.
CGAAAACUCAGCUACCAUGGAAAAAUAUAUUGUUACAUUCAUGAUCAGAGUCGUUCGCCAUAUGACCUGAGUUGUGUCAUAGAUCCGCUCAUCUGGGGGUUCACGAGCGCAAGUCUAAGAGACCUACGAUGCAGCAACCGGUGGUUCCCGCUUGGAAGAGACUCGGAUUGAAACUCAAAUAUGCGAAUGAAAAGCCCGAAUCUGUUGGCGAGUCAAGACCGAAUGGACUUGCAUCUACCAACCAAGGCUUAGAGACUACAGCCCCUGCAAAGGAGCUGCCAAACUCAGAUGGCCCUCCAAAGAAGAAAAGAAAGGUCACCUCAGGAACCGAAAAGCAUCUGCUAGCCGACUCGGAGCAUCAAGUCUCAACCGACACGCAUGCAACAGCGAAAAAUGGCAAAGCGAAGAAAGUGAAGAAGCGGGUGUCAUUUGCAGCUGAUGCAGAACCUCAACCCGAGUCAUCCGCCAUUCCCAGUGCCCAGAACGAUGACCCCAGUAAAGACCCUAUUUCUUCUAAGCCAAAGAAGGCGAAGAAGAAAGGAAAAUCUGGUUCAAAACUUCACCACGCCGGACUUGCAAAGACGAACCCUGCCCUGGAGUAUCUCGAUCAGUUUCACAGAGCACAUGCGAGCUGGAAAUUCAACAAGAACAAGGAGACUUGGCUACUGAAACAUAUGUUUUCAGAGCACGACAUCCCAGGAACAUACAACCUCGCCCUUGCAAAGUACAUACAUGGACUGAAAGGUUCCGGAGCAAGGGACAGACUGAAGACGCAAUGUGUAGAGCUGCUGAAGAAGGACGCCAAAGACGACACGAAGAACGGCUCAAAAGAUGGUAAACACUACCUUGGAGAUGGGAAUUUCCUGCCUCUACUAAAGAGAGACCUCGAAAUCGACCCAGAUGCUACCGAACCGCCAUCUGAAAACCAGAAAGACAAUGAAGAAUACCUUUCUUGGAUCAGGCAACAAUCACGCCCACGACUCUUGGUACGGAGCCUGGGUCUGGACCCAGAAGCCCUGCAUACGAGCGGAGAUGAGGGUCUCAACGGUGCCAGAGAGGCAGAUGCGACGCCAAAGAAAAAAACGAACAGGAAGAGUCGGACUACGGCCGUGGAAUAUUCGAGCUCCAGUUCGAGUUCGAGCAGCGAAAGUGACAGUGACAGUGACACUGAUGUCGAGAGCGAUGUCGAGGAAGCAAAGACAUCAAAGGCUGAGGAGGCUACGUCGAGUAGCGGAACUGACGACUCCAGCACCGAUUCGACCUCAGACUCAGACUCAGAUAGUACCUAGUAAACUCGCCUCAGAGAGUGAAUCUAUGCCAGCCACGAACAUUGUGGCACUAUUGUGGUAAUAUUGAUGAUGAGUGUAUUAGAUAAUCAAAUAGCGCGGAUCAAAGAGGCCUGACUGAAACUCCUAGUGUGUCUCAGCCUCUCAGGCCCAUUACUCCGUAGACGCUAGUUCAUUUCCCAAGGACCCUCCCGUGGCAAC